UCAGCUACAGUCAGUUCAGUCAGCUCCUCCCCCACUGCUGUAAACUCACAAGCUCACACACAUUCGCAGAUAUAUGCAUUGGAGUAUCCCUGGAUCCGUCUAAAGUCAGUUGGUUGAGGAGGACAACAAAUCUUUGAGAUUAAGAUGGCUGACUCCAGCAGCAGCAAGCCCUUUGUGGUAACUUCCUCUGUGUCCCUCAAAGUCACCGCCCCUUCAUUCUACAACCAACCAAAAAGGUUUGCGUCAGUCGCACCUCCACGGCCCAAGGUACAGACCAUAAGCACAGGCGUAAUUGGGCGAGUUGGAGAGAUGCCCCCACCCCCUUCAACAGUUUGUGAGGACUUCCCACCCCCUCCGCCUCCUCCGCUGGAUUAUGCAGAGCUCCCAGCCCCCCCUCUGGAGUGCCAUAUCACACCCCCUGCAUCUGAUGUUCCUCCUCCUUCAUUCCCAGCCCCGCCCCCCGUUGCAGAAGACCUGCCCCUCCCUGCACCUCCCGAGGAGUUCACCUCCGUACCCUCUGCCCCCUUCCCGCCCCCUCCUCCUCCUCCUCCUCCUCUUCCUGAGACUGGUGCAGGUGGUAACUCUCAGAGGCUGCUGGAGAAACAGACAAGUUUUGACAGGCAGCUGGGCUCUUUGUCUGAUAUGCUAUCAGAGAUGGAGACUAGUGGACCUUUUAAACCAAAGUUGCCUAGCCAAUUUUCAUCAGUACCAGCAUCAAAGCCGGCAGCACCACCACCAACUGCCCCCAAGCCCGCCCUUUCCUUUCUGCCCCCUCCUGAACUACAGGAUAGGCCUCCCCCUGCCCCCUGGGCUGAGGAGCUGCGUGCCCGAACAACUUUCCGACCGGCAAAUCAGAGCCAAACCUCUGCCCCCGCCCCUACACAGUCAUUGGCUAAAGGCCCAUCUGUUGCUCCGAAAACCAACUUUACUCCCAGUCAGCCAAAUUCUAAUUUUGGCUCUAAAACAGUGAGUGCCGCGCCCUCAGGGGUCGCAAGAGGGUUUAAUCAUGCCAUUAAACCCCCUGCCCAAAGCUCAUUUCCACCACCACCUGCUGCUCCUCCUGCCCCUGUUGCUCCUCCAGCAAGUGUUCCUGCCCCUGCACCUGCUUUUAAUCACUCUGUAACAUCACCUAUUGGCAGCCAGCAAAAUGUUGCCCCGCCUCCUCCAGCUGCACCUCAGUUCAAGACAUCACCUGUGUCAUCAUUCAAUAGACCAACAGGAAACACUGGCUCUACAAAGCUGUCUGGUUCAGGCUCUGGGCCUGGUGGAGCUCCUCUCACCAUGAGGGAAGUAGAAGAGCUGGAGAAAAUGACAAAGGAUUUCAUCAAAGACAUGGACAAACAUCCUCCUGUGAGCACCUCUCCAGCUACAGAGGUGUGUGGUAAAUGUGGAGAGGCUUUGUCCAGAUCUCAGCCCGCAGUCAGAGCGAUGGAUAAACUUUUCCACUCAAAUUGUUUCUGCUGCGUUACCUGCCUACACCCCCUGCAGGGCAUGCAGUUCUACGACCGUGACGGCACACCUGAGUGUGAGGACUGCUACACGAAGUCUCUGUCAGUGUGUUCACGCUGCGGGGAGCGAAUCACAGAUCGUGUCCUGAAGGCGGUGGGCCGAUGUUUCCAUUCCCACUGUUUUUGCUGCACUACAUGUAGCUGCACCCUGGAGGGCGCUCCAUUUAUCACUGACGAUAACAACAACCCCUACUGUGUCAAAGAUUACCAUCGUCGUUUCUCUCCACUUUGCGUAAGCUGCAAUGAGCCAAUUGUUCCCGACCCUGGAAGUGAAGAGACAAUCAGGGUUGUUGCCUUGGAGAAGAACUUUCACCUGAAGUGCUACAGAUGUGAGGAUUGUGCCCGCCCCCUGUCCAUAGAGGCAGACGCUGAUGGCUGCUACCCAUUGGAUGGUAGAAUUCUGUGCAUGAAGUGCCACUCCCAACGAGCCAAGCAGGCAAAGCCGUGAUUGGUGGAAACCUACCACAAACCUAACCCAAAUUUAAGACACAAAAAUUGUCUCAGUUUUGAUCAUGUAUUUGCCACAUAUCUUUUGUGUUUUAUAUUCCUCAUUCUUUUUUGGCUUCCUAUUUUCUUGCCUUCCUUAAUGUCUGUUUAGCUGACAAAGCUCUGCUGCCUUUCCUUUUCUGAAUGGCCUUAUUCAGAGCCAAGGCCAUACGUACCCUCCAAACACCUCUCUCUUUGCUGAUCGGGCUUGAUAUGUGUGAGCAUAAUAGUAGUGCCUCCGUCUUUACUUCUUAUUGGCUGAAUGUUGAGCCAAUGACACAAUUUAAGCCCUAGAUUGUUUGAUAUAUAAUGUGGAGUGGUGGAGAAGGGAUGGGAGUUUAGGGUGGAAUUGAUUCGUUGUUUGGACCUAACUGUGACUGAGUCAGUGCAGAAGCACUGUACUGCACUUCAGUCUCAAUUCAGCGAGCCAUAUGACUCCCAGCAUGCCUUUAAUAAAACUCAAAACAUCCAUAAAUUGUAUCACAGUUGACUACUGAGGGGACACAUAAAGUCUGUAUAUCCACAGCAAUGCAUGCACUUUCAAUAGGGCUUCUCCCAAACAGACUUUUUAGCUUUUAGAAAGGCUUGGUAUGAUGUGUUUCUAGAGUCAGAACAUAGAUGUAAAAAAAGCAAAAACUAUGGGAGGAAAAGGGGGGAACAGUGCUAUUUGUUAUGCAUGCUUCAUUUAUUGAACUGCUUGCUUAUAAUAUUUAAAAAAAGCAAAAAAUUCCUUUGACCUAAAAGAUAUUGAACAAAAUAUGAUGAGACAAUGAUGAGUUUUUGCAUUGAUUAUCACAGCCAGUAUCAAUUGAAGAAUAUUUUCCAUAACUGUUUUCCAUUGUUUGAGAACAUAACACAUUUUGCCAGAGGUAUUUAGUGAUUGCACAACUGCAUUAAAAGUAUUUCCAAUUUACAUGGACAUACUGUAAUAAGUCUAUGACAAGACAUUGUAGUUACAGCUUUAAAGAAAAUAGUUAUAGAUAGAUUAGUGAUUAAAAUAGUAUUAUCUGCACAAAGGCUUAAAGGGUAUCCUUAAUUAGAGCCGCCUUGUUGUAUGCAACAGAAUUAAUUUGACAUCUUAAAGCUGAAAAGAUAAAAAAAAAUUAUAAAUGUUUGGUGAAAAAAAAAAGCCAAUAGUUUUACUGUGGAUACAACUGAUUCAGCAUGAUACAAAAUAAACAUAGUUUUAAAUAGUCAGCAUUCCCUGUAGUUCGUUCAAACACUUCUAACUGAUUUUAGUUUCUUGAUCAGUUCUUAUGUUAAACUUUAAGAAAAGAACGUUCUGUAGUGUAUCCUCAAAAAAGGUCUUAUUUUAGUCAUACUAACACCACUGUUGUUCAGUGUGGCUUUAAGGGAGCUUGGAUAUAAUUUUGAGAAUAACAUUAACCUGUUUGCAUAACUCAAAAACAUUAGGUUUGUCCGUCUUUGUAUCUCCAGGUGUGUCUUCCUCUCUGGCCUUGUCCUUGGCUCUCCAGUCCAAGAAAUUUUAGUAUUUGACGUAGCCGAAUAAAAAGUAAUGUCUCCUUUCAUAAAAAGAAACAAAGGAAUGACCAAAUCUAACCCAUUGUGCAUGAUUUGUUGAUAUGUUGUUAUUGUCAUGUUAUAACAGUGUUUUCAUACAUCAUGUUUCAGUAAGAAGUGAUUGAUCAUUUGAACACUUCUAAUUUAGCCUCUCAUGUAUUUACUGUUAUAUAAGUGCUUUAUAAACUGAACAUCUAAAUUCCUCUCUAAUAUGUGAAUGUGUGUAUGUUUACGGUCAGAAGUAUGCCAACAUAUUAUUUUUGCUUUUAUUGUUUUUCUCCCACAUUUGUACUGUAUUCUAAACUAAUAAAAUAGCUCAA
Xyrauchen texanus (razorback sucker) is the source of this 3835-nucleotide messenger RNA. RefSeq names its product zyxin-like. Gene Ontology annotation, biological process: transforming growth factor beta receptor signaling pathway; integrin-mediated signaling pathway. Lineage: Eukaryota; Metazoa; Chordata; Actinopteri; Cypriniformes; Catostomidae. The record is from RefSeq and is a predicted model, not a curated record.